This is a messenger RNA of Pseudophryne corroboree (corroboree frog), 1728 nucleotides long. RefSeq names its product karyopherin subunit alpha 7 (gene KPNA7). Gene Ontology annotation, cellular component: nucleus; cytoplasm. Gene Ontology annotation, molecular function: nuclear import signal receptor activity; protein binding. The transcript has 11 exons. Lineage: Eukaryota; Metazoa; Chordata; Amphibia; Anura; Myobatrachidae. Bases 96 to 1661 code for a protein of 521 amino acids. The record is from RefSeq and is a predicted model, not a curated record. Gene Ontology annotation, biological process: NLS-bearing protein import into nucleus.
CUUCCAGGUGUUUAAAAGGUGCAGUUUAGGUAUGGUGGGUACUGUGGUGCUGUGCUAUUGUUCAGAGUGGUUAGGUGUGCAGACUAAAAAGAAAAAUGCCAACCUCAAACGAAACUGAUGAUCGUAUGAAAAAGUUUAAAAACAAGGGCAAAGAUACAGCAGAGCUAAGAAGACGUAGAGUAGAAGUCAGUGUGGAGCUCAGGAAGGCUAAGAAAGAUGAGCAGAUCCUGAAGAGGAGGAAUGUGACUUCAUUUCCUGAAGAGCUGGCUCUCUCUCCUGAACAAAAAAAUCACCAGAGUCCACUACUUUCUCUGGAUGAAAUGGUGCAAGGAAUUAAUUCCGGAGAUCCAGACUUGGAAUUGAAGUGUACACAGGCUGCAAGGAAAAUGUUGUCAAGAGAGCGUAAUCCUCCACUAAAUGAUAUAAUUGAGGCUGGGCUAAUACCAAAACUGGUGGAUUUCUUGAGCUACCAUGAUAACAGUACUCUACAGUUUGAAGCAGCCUGGGCACUUACAAAUAUAGCAUCUGGCACUUCUGAACAAACUAAGUCCGUGGUAGAUGGAGGUGCUAUACCUGCAUUUAUAUUGCUGAUAACAUCACCACACCUGCAAAUCAGUGAACAGGCGGUGUGGGCUCUGGGAAACAUUGCUGGUGAUGGGCCAAUGUACAGAGAUGCACUAAUCAAUUGCAACGUGAUCCCACCACUACUAUCCUUGGUGACUCCACAGACUCCGAUUGGUUUUCUCAGGAACAUUACAUGGACCCUAUCUAACUUGUGUCGAAAUAAAAACCCAUACCCCCCCAUGACUGCUGUUCUUCAGAUCCUGCCAGUACUGAUACAGCUCCUGCACCAUGAGGACAAGGACAUCUUAUCUGAUACAUGUUGGGCGAUGUCUUACCUCACAGAUGGUGCAAAUGAUAGAAUUGAUGUAGUGGUGAAAACUGGAGCUGUUGACAGACUCGUACAUUUAAUGUCAAGUGAGGAACUUGGCAUAUUGACACCAGCCCUUCGUACUAUUGGGAACAUAGUCACAGGAACAGACAAACAGACCCAGGUAGCCAUUGAUGCCGGAGUCCUGUCUAUCCUUCCACAGCUCAUGCGGCAUCACAAGCAAAGUGUGCAGAGAGAAGCGGCAUGGGCUCUUAGUAACAUUGCAGCAGGACCAGCGCCACAGAUUCAACAGCUAAUAACAUGUGGCCUCCUGCCUCCACUUGUGGAUCUUCUCAACAAGGGUGACUUUAAGGCUCAGAAGGAAGCUGUAUGGGCAGUGACAAACUACACAAGUGGGGGCACCGUAGAGCAGGUAGUACAGUUGGUGCAUUGUGGAGUACUGGAACCACUACUCAACCUACUUAUUGUUAAGGACAGUAAAACCAUUUUGGUCAUCCUAGAUGCAAUUACAAAUAUAUUUUUGGCUGCUGAGAAGUUGGGUGAAUUGGAGAAACUGUGCCUAGUGAUUGAGGAGCUGGGAGGCUUGGAGAAGAUAGAGGCUCUCCAGACUCAUGACAAUCAUAUGGUUUAUCAUGCUGCUUUGGCUCUGAUAGAAAAAUACUUCUCUGGCGAGGAGCUGGAUGAAAUGGCUGAAUUAGAGCCCGAAGCUACCAAGGAAGGUUACACAUUUCAAGCCGCGAAUAUGCAGAAAGAGUCUUUCAAUUUUUGAUUGUAAACAGCAAGGUUAUCAUAAUGAAAAAAAAUGGUAAAAUAAAUAAAUCAACCUUUGGAAGUAA